GAGGGGAGGGGUGGUGCAAACGAAGCCCCCCAAGUUAAACCCACUCUUGCAUUGAUCAGAACUUCAUAUCGCUUCUGGACAACAACAUACAGGCCAACGCUCUCCGCCGCUAAAAGCGAAGGGGAACCACUAGCGAGGCCGAGAUACAGGUGCUUGUCUGCGGGGAGACGCUCCUUCUGUCGCCGCCGUGAUGCUGCUCCCUGCGGGCACGCUGCUGCUGCUGCUGACCGCUCUCUCAUCCAGCGUGGAGCGGGUCAAGGCUGAGGGCUGUGGGGCAUCAUGUGGAAAAUGUGACUGCAGUGGUGUGAAAGGAGCCAAGGGUGAGCGUGGACUCCCUGGUCUUCAAGGUAAUAUGGGAUUCCCAGGAAUGCAAGGACAUGAGGGGCCACCCGGACCGAUGGGUCCCAAGGGAGAUCCCGGUCAGUUUGGGACUCCUGGAAUAAAAGGAGUCCGGGGUCCGCCUGGUCUUCCAGGAUUCCCAGGAAAUCCAGGCUUACCAGGAAUCAAUGGAAACGAUGGUCCACCGGGGCCUGCAGGCAUCCCAGGAUGCAAUGGCACUAAAGGUGAUAGAGGGCGGGACGGCAUUCCCGGCUUUGAUGGUCUUCAAGGACCACCCGGCAUCCCAGGACUUCCCGGAAUGAAGGGCGAUCCAGGUGGUGUGAUUGGAAUUAUUCCCCUAAAAGGAGACAGAGGCCUUCCUGGCACACCUGGAAUACCUGGAUCCAUGGGACCUCCUGGUCCUACUGGUCCACCAGGACCUCGGGGCUACAUAGGACCCAAAGGUGAUCCUGGCCUGCCAGGACCCCCUGGAGAGAAGGGUGACAGACUGGCCUUUGUGAGUGAGAAAGGAGAUAAGGGUGAGCCAGGGUUCCGAGGCCCACCCGGGCCCCCUGGACCCCCGUCACUGGGGGUGGAGGGUCCUGGCACAGAGUACAUUCCAGGACCACCGGGCAACAGAGGAUAUCCAGGCGAGAAGGGAGAUAAAGGCUUUUGCAAUAUAUCUCAGAAUGGCGUGAAGGGUGAACCGGGCCCACCUGGACCACUGGGCAAACCUGGCAAGGAAGGAGAGGAAGGGCGGAAGGGAGAAAAGGGCUUUCCCGGAAAUCCGGGCUACCCUGGACUACAGGGUGAAAAAGGGGAAAGAGGACCCCCAGGAUAUGCAAGUGGUGCCCCUGGUAGCCCUGGUCCUCGUGGUCUACCUGGGUUACAAGGCGAGAAAGGUUUUCCUGGUCCCCAAGGAGAGGCAGGCCCACCAGGACGGUAUCUUGAAGGCCCUCGUGGAGAGACCGGCCAAAAGGGUGACGUAGGUCAGAAAGGAGACCAGGGUUUUGAAGGCGAGUCUCUGGUUGGACCGCCGGGGCAACCAGGACCAGACGGACCCCCAGGACUUCCAGGACCCCCCGUUGACCCCAAUGAAUGCAACAUUGCUAAAGGCGCCCCGGGCCCACCCGGACCUCCAGGACUUCAAGGAGAACUGGGACAGAAAGGUGACAAAGGAGACACUUGUGUUCAGUGUGAAGGGUUCGGCCCGCCAGGGAUAGCUGGACCGCAGGGCCUUAAAGGGGAGCGAGGUCCUCCUGGUCCAGUGGGAAGCAAAGGAGACAAGGGUCAGUCAGGAGCCCCAGGGACUCCUGGAAGACCUGGCUUCAAUGGCAGUCCCGGUUUGAUUGGGGAACCAGGUGCAGUUGGAGCACCGGGUGAUAUUUUUAUCGCUCCUGGUCUGAAAGGGGACAAAGGUUUGCCCGGUCCUGCUGGUUCACCAGGACAACCAGGGCUGGAUGGGCAACCAGGGAGGGAUGGCCUUCCAGGUGUUCCAGGCCACAAAGGAGAACCUGGCAAAGACGGCAUCAAGGGUGAUCGUGGACCAAUCGGAGACCCUGGUCUUAUAGGGCCGCCUGGGGAGAGGGGUACUCCAGGUCUGCCAGGCUAUGGGCGACCUGGGGGGCCUGGCGACAAGGGAGGUCAGGGGAGUCCAGGUAUCCCUGGAUCACCUGGAGCACCUGGCGCAAAAGGUGAGCCAGGUAAAGGUGUGAGCACACCCGGACCACAAGGAGUACCUGGACCGCGAGGGGAGCCAGGCAGAGAUGGACUUCAAGGGGACAGAGGUCUCCAAGGAGACCAUGGAUUACCCGGUUUCCCUGGUCAGAAAGGUGAACAAGGGCCUCCUGGAAUUGGAUUUCCUGGCCCAACUGGUCCCAAAGGAAUCAGUGGAAUUCCAGGUGAUCCGGGAUUGCCAGGAGAGCCAGGAAGACCCGGACAGGAUGGUAUUUCUGGACAACCUGGUCCACAGGGACAAAAAGGUGAACCAGGAAUGGGGCUCCCUGGCACAAAAGGUUCACAGGGUCCUCCUGGAAUUAUUGGCUUCCCAGGAGAGAAAGGUAGCAUGGGACUGCCUGGCAUUCCUGGACAAGAAGGCGUGACAGGGCCACCAGGACCUCAGGGAGUCAAAGGUAGCAUGGGCCCUCCCGGGCCUCCUGGAGUGGUAGGGUUACCAGGUGCUCCAGGAAAGGGCUUGCCAGGUGCCCCUGGACCACAGGGACUGCCUGGAGAGCCCGGCCCAUUUGGUAGGGAAGGUGAAAAAGGAGAGAAGGGCUAUCCAGGGCCUCCUGGCCUCGACAUGCCUGGGCCUCAGGGAGAAAAAGGAGUCUCUGGCUUCCCAGGGGCCCCUGGCGUUAAAGGACUGCCAGGACCACCAGGCUUACCAGGAAGGGAUGGACUGAUAGGAAAUCAAGGUGCCAAAGGUCAAAUGGGAGUCAUGGGGACUCCAGGAUUGCCAGGAUUUUCCGGACCACCAGGUUUACCUGGAAGUCAAGGCUUGAGAGGUGAUCCUGGUGUUCCUGGUUUACGAGGACAGGUUGGAGAGACUGGAGCUAAAGGAGAGAGGGGAGAGCAAGGUCUCCAGGGACCUCCAGGGAACAUGAGCAAAGUUGACAUGGAGCAUAUGAAGGGGGAGAAGGGAGACAUUGGUGACCCAGGAAACCCUGGAGUCACAGGACAGAAAGGCUAUCGUGGACUACCGGGAGACCCUGGAAUGCCAGGCAAAAAUGGAGAACCUGGUUUACCCGGACACCCAGGUGAAAAAGGAGACACUGGGGUUCCUGGAGAACCAGGCAGUAUGGGGCCACCAGGACAGAAGGGCACAGUGGGAGAGAUGGGAAUACCAGGUCCAGUUGGUCCACAGGGUGCUAAAGGAAAUGUAGGUACACCGGGACAUCCUGGUUUCAGAGGCACGGAUGGGGAGAAAGGAGAACAGGGAUCACCUGGUGAGCCAGGUAUUGGUCUCCCAGGAUUCCCAGGAGAAAGGGGUACACCCGGCCAACCGGGAUUCCAAGGACCACAAGGGGAGAAGGGUCAGAAGGGUCAUAUAGGAACGCCUGGCAUGCCAGGACCUGAAGGAACUAAGGGAGAAAAAGGAUUCCUUGGCACUCCGGGCCAGCCAGGCAUACCUGGCGUGAAGGGUGUUCCAGGGCUACCAGGGUCUACAGGAGAGCCUGGUCGUGAUGGUCGGCCCGGUGAGGGUGGCUUGCAGGGACCACCCGGUCCUCCUGGAGAGAAAGGAGAAGCUGGUGUAGAUGGCAUCCCCGGAUCGUCAGGGGAGAGGGGCGAUGCAGGUUUACCUGGCCUAAGUAUUCCGGGACCCCCGGGAGAACUUGGUAGCAAAGGUGACAAGGGUAGUCCUGGUUUCCCCGGCACCCCAGGUUAUCCCGGCGUCCCUGGUAUCAAAGGUGACAAAGGACUUCCAGGUGUACAGGGGCGCCAGGGUGAGCCAGGACUAAUCGGACUUCCAGGAAUCUCUCUAGAGGGCCCUAAAGGAGAUCGGGGUGAUAUAGGACAAGCUGGAGAACCAGGGGAUAUUGGAGCUCCAGGACCUUCUGGUGUGCCAGGACAAGACGGCCAGAAGGGAGACAAAGGAGACCAGGGUCUGCCAGGUUUCCAGGGAGAGACAGGGCAAAAGGGUGACCCUGGAGGUCCUGGAUUCCCCGGGCAACCUGGUCUUCCAGGUGUUAAUGGUCCCAGAGGUGAGAAGGGUCUUCAUGGUGUGCCGGGCUUCCCAGGGACAAAGGGUGUUUCUGGGGACCUGGGAUUUAAGGGAGAACUUGGAGACAGAGGAUUUCCAGGAGAAAAGGGUAAUGUCGGUCCCCCUGGUCCCCCUGGCCCACAUACCUUUAUCAAAGGAGACAUUGGUCAACAGGGUACCAUAGGGUUACCAGGACCACAGGGCCCAUCUGGGUUCCCAGGACAGAAAGGACAACAAGGUGUGACUGGCAUUCCAGGGCCAAAAGGAGAUGACGGUCUCCCUGGAUAUCAUGGUCAGCCAGGAUCCAAAGGAGAACCUGGUCUACAAGGACCUCAGGGACCAAGAGGGUAUCCCGGCCCUCCAGGACCUGAUGGCGUUCCAGGACAAGUGGGACCGCCUGGCCCCUCCUCUAUGGAUCACGGGUUCUUGGUGACUCGUCACAGCCAGACAGUGGAAAUUCCAGUUUGCCCUGAAGGCACCUCACCCAUAUAUGACGGCUACUCUUUGCUCUAUGUGCAAGGCAACGAGCGCUCUCAUGGGCAGGAUCUUGGUACGGCAGGUAGCUGCCUAAGGAAGUUCAGUCCGAUGCCCUUCCUGUUCUGUAACAUCAACAACGUGUGCAACUUCGCCUCCCGUAACGACUAUUCGUACUGGCUCACUUCGCCUGAACCCAUGCCCAUGAGCAUGGCGCCCAUCACCGGGGAGAGCAUCAAACCCUUCAUCAGCAGGUGUGCGGUGUGCGAGGCCCCGGCCAUGGUGAUCGCGGUUCACAGUCAGACCAUUAUGAUCCCGCCGUGUCCUUACGGUUGGGACUCCCUGUGGAUCGGAUACUCCUUCGUCAUGCAUACCAGCGCUGGUGCUGAGGGAUCAGGCCAGGCUCUGGCCUCUCCCGGUUCCUGCUUGGAGGAGUUCCGAAGUGCGCCGUUCAUUGAAUGUCACGGUCGUGGAACCUGCAACUACUACGCUAACUCCUACAGCUUCUGGCUUGCAACCAUCGAAGACAGCGAGAUGUUUACGAAACCCGUCCCGACGACGCUAAAAGCGGGAAAUCUGCGAACCCACAUAAGCCGCUGUCAGGUGUGCAUGAAGAGGACAUAAUCGAAACAUCUGCAGCCCACCCACCCCAACGACCCCACCGCCACCUCGAACCAAUCACCGUUGCCACCCCUACUUCCCCCGACACUUGGCUUCUAAACUUCCUCUUGUCCGAGGACGGUGCUAUUUCCCUGCAUGUGUGAGAGCGGGAGAGGGACGGAGUUUGAACUUGUACAAACCGGAACAUAAAAGACGUGCUUCUUGCUCCACGUGGAACACUUUACUAACAAUGAUGGCGCCCCAUGGUUUACCGCUGCACUGAAUACAUGCCCCCCAGCCCCCAUGAACUGGUAAACUAGUGCUCAUUUUGAAGUAAGUCAGGUGCUAUUGAAUCUUACGUAUUAUGUGCUUUAUUCCAUUUUCCUCUUUAAAAGCUACUCGUUUAUAGCAUAGAAUCACACUUUUGUUUCCACACGCUGAUAUUAAGGAUGGGACUUACCACUGGCGACACCACCAUUUGCUCAGAUACUUCUAACAAGCUUCCUGUUGUAAAUAUAUUGUAUUCCCUAGUUCAGCAUACUCUCCUCAGGUUGUUAUUGAGCGUGUGUGUUAUUAAAUCCAUUUUAU
This is a messenger RNA of Dunckerocampus dactyliophorus (ringed pipefish), 5680 nucleotides long. It is a transcript of the gene col4a1, whose product is annotated as collagen, type IV, alpha 1. Gene Ontology annotation, molecular function: extracellular matrix structural constituent. The record is from RefSeq and is a predicted model, not a curated record. Gene Ontology annotation, cellular component: basement membrane; collagen trimer. The transcript has 52 exons. Lineage: Eukaryota; Metazoa; Chordata; Actinopteri; Syngnathiformes; Syngnathidae. The coding region runs from base 191 to 5116 and encodes 1641 amino acids.